AUGAGUGCCGUGGACACCCUGCUGCAGCGGCUGCGGGGGCGGGCCACGGGGCCCCAACCUUGUGCCGAUGCCGGACCGCGCUUCCUGGUCACCAAGCAGUCCUGGCGGGGCCAGUACCACCGGGUGCUGUGCAUCACGCCCGCGGCGCUCAUCACACACUACCCCGAGACGGGGGACACCACGAACGUGUGGAGCCUGGCGGGGGAUGCGGAUAUCGUGGGCCUGGAAGUGGGGCCCGACUCCCCCGAGGGCGGCCUCUUCACCCUGCGCAUGGCGCCCCGAAAGGGAAAGGACGUGAAGCUGGCGUGCAGAGCGCGCACCGCGCUGCUGACCGUGCUGUACCAGAGCCUGGCGACCCUGCAAGUCCCCAUCCCACCGGCCCUGCUCAGCCCCCCCACCCUGUACCCCACGUGGAAGCUGCGGCGCGGGGUCUGGGUCCCCGCCACGCUGCGAAUCUCCAGCUGGUGCGUGGAGCGGCUUGACCCCGCCACGGGGUCCGUGCGCUGGCGCCUGGAGUACGCCAACGCGGCGACGCCGGCGGCGCUACUGGAGCGGCGCGCGGGCGAUUACGAGCUGGCGGGGUGGCGCCCGCUGGCGCGCCUGGCGGCGGCGGUACGCUACGCCGACGACCCGCAGUGGCUGGGCCUGGAGUGGGGCGACGGCGCACCGGCCUGCGCCUACGUGACCCCGGCGCGCGACGCGCUGCUGGCGGCCAUCGUGGACGUGGCCUCCCGCGCGGCGGGGCGCCCCAUCCCAGUCCUGGCGCGUCCCACCGCGCCCGGGGACGCGCUGGUGGCGGCGCGCGGGCAGGCGGCACGAGUCCCGGCCCUGCGCCCCAACGCUGAGGUGGAGCGCAUCGUCCUCGGCCAGCUGACGGCGGGAGGGAGCAGAGAGGGGGGGUGCUUUUGGGGGCAAGAAGCUGCGAGGCAGUUUGCGGCCUGUGGGGCGCUGUCCUCCUCGUCCGCCACCCUGGCCCUGGCGGGGCUGUCCAGCCAGGCAGGCCUGACCGGGCGCGGGGUUGAGGCCGGUGGGGGCGGCGCUGGAGUGGGCCUGAAGAACUCGGGUCCCGGUGCGCCGGGCGGGGGGCAGGGCGCCCAGGACCCCGAGGCCGUCAUCGCGGCCUUCCAGCAGCGCGUGCGGGAGCUCAACGCCUGCGUCCCGGCCAGCGGCGUGCAUGCAGGCUCCAAGGCGGACGAUGCGGUGGUGGCGGCGCUGGUGGCGCACCUGCCACGUCAGCAGGCCGCCCCCGUCCCGUUGGGCCUGGACGAGGCCACGCUGGCCAUUGAGGCGCUGCAGUGCCUGGACCGCCUGGCCUCCAACCUGGUGGUGGGGGCGCAGGUGGUCGGCGCGGCAGGUGGCGCCAGCCGCCUCUUCGCCUGCAUGCUGGCGGGCAACGCGCACCUGGCUUACGAGGCCGGCGAGGAGGUGGCGGCCGCGCGCGCGGCCAAGGCUGUGGUCUUCAUCUCCGACUCGCGCUGCGACGCGCUGGUUGCCCCGCUGGCGGCGGGCGAGGCUGCCUCGCCCCUCCUCGUCCUGGGCCUGGUGGAGGCGGUGGCCGCCGUGGUUUGCGAGCCCGGGUCGCGCUCCACCGAGCAGGCCACGCUGACCGCCAUGCUCCAGGCAGGAGCCACGUGCCCCCCCCAUCCCCUUGCACACCGCUCGCAGUCGCUGGCGUCGCUGGGGCGCCCCCUGUUCUGCCUGUUUGGGCACGCCGCGCCUCGCGUCGCCGAAGCGGCCGCGCUGACCCAGCGCGCCGUGGCCGAGGGCGGGGCGGGCGCGGCCGCGCCCAUGCGCGCCGCCGCGCUCUCCGACGGCGCGCUGCUGCACCACAUGCUGGGCGCGCUGGGCCCGGCCCGCGCCUCGCGCACUCGCCUGUCCCGCGAGCUGGUGGCCCUGUGGUGCGACGAGUACGCGCCGGCGCUGGGCCUGCUGCGCCGCGCUUUCCCGCCAGGCCUGGCGGCCGCAGCGCGGCCGGAGGUCCAGCCGCCGCAACCCACGAGCACCACGCCGCCGGAGUACCCGUCGCCGCCCUCGCGCCGCGCCCUGGCGUCGCAGCUCAAGCAGCGUCCUGGCACCCUGCGUGGAAACUGGGAGGCCUUCUGGUUGAACGUGGACAGGGACCACGCCCAUGCCGGGCUGAUCUGGAACGCCGCCACGCGCACAGAGCUGAGGGAGGCCCUUCAGGCCGAGGUUUCUGUGCUCAAGCUGGGCAAGGCCCGGGCUGGGAACCGGGGGAUCAGCUGGAACCACGAGGAGUUCCGUGCGCGCCUGCCCUCGCUGCAGCGCCAGCUCAGCAUUGGCGGCGUGUACGUCCGCCUCCUCCUGGACGGCGCCGACUCGGGCGCCGUCGAGAAACUGGCUGCACCCCGGGACUUCUUCCUGGCUGCCUACCACCACUUCCUGUGCCUGGGAGAUGCCGAUCGCAUCGUCUGCGUGCGGGCCAUGGCCGCCGCCUAUGCCGUGCAUGCCGGCGCGGUCGGCCCCUUUGACGGCGUGGAGCAUGUGGCCCGUGCCGCGGACGCCACCGCCUCCAAGGCCCUGCGCGCCGCCUGCCUGGCCUUCCUGGCCACGCUGGUCGCGCCGGCGGCGGGCGUGGGCGAGGACGGCACAGGCGCCGCACGCCAGGCGGCCACCGCCAACGCCGACGCGCUGCUGAGGGCAGGCGGGGUGGGCCUACUGGUCGACGCCCUCGUCGCCGGGCAUGAGGACGGCGGCGGCGGCGGCGGGGUGGCAGCCCUGCACGGCAACCUCAUCGCGUCCACCUCGGCGACGCAACCGCUGCGCUUGUGGAGGGUGCACCUGCCUGAUGGCCCGGAGAGCACGCUGGGCGCGCUGAGCGCGCUGCGGCCUGCGCUGGAUGCCGCGGGCGAGCGCGUGGUUCCCGCGCCCGCCGCGCUGCGCGCGCUGGGCUCUGGCGAGACGCUGCCGCACCUGGCGCAGGCCCUGCUGACCAACGACCCGGCCCUGGUGUCGGGCGCGUGCACGCUCAUGCUGCGCACGCUGUGUCAUGACGAGGCGGCGCUGGGCCAGCUGUACCGCACGGGGGCCUUCUUCUUCGCCCUUGCCUACUGCGGCAGCAACCAGCUGGAGGCCGCCCACCUGCUCAAGCUGGCCCAUCUGGCCCAGCACAGCAAGGGCGUGGGCUUCGGCGGCCCCGUCCAGUCCCUGGCGCAGCGCAGCUUCCUGGGCGGCUUGAUCCCGGACUCCCUGAUCUACUGCCUUGAGGAACGGGGCCCCGAGGCCUUUGCGGCCGCGCUGGUCGAGGACAACGACACGCCGGAACUGAUCUGGACGCACGCCAUGCGCCUGCAGCGCCUGGUCCCACAGGCGAGGGGAAAGGCGAUGGAUCAGAGAAUGCUGCGUCACCUGGGGGACUUCCCCGCCCGGCUGCGGGAGCAUGGGCAUUCGCUGUACGAGUACACCCCCUGCCCGCCCGUGGGCUACCCAGAGAUCGAGGGGGAGCUGUGGUGCCACAGGUACUAUCUGCGCCACCUGGUCGAUGAGGUCAGGUUCCCUGACUGGCAGAUCACGGAUGCCGUGCCGUUCCUUCAGUCCCUGCUGGAUGCCUGGCGCGUGGAGCUGGCCCGGCAGCCGCUCAGCAUGACGGAGUCGGAUGCUUGCGCCGUGCUGCAGGUGCAGCCCGACGGUACCGGGCACGUGCCCGAGGACUCGCUCAAGGCCGCCUACCGCCGGCUGGCGCGAGCCUUCCACCCCGACAAGAACCCAGAUGGUCGUGACCGCUUUGAGGCCGCGCAGUGCCUGGUGUUCCGACGCUGCACUGCGGAGCUAGCGCCCUACAAGUACGCGGGCUACGCGCUGCUGCUGCGGGCCUUGACACCGCCCGACCCCGGGGCCGAUGCCUCUGAGGCCCAGCAGCUGCUGGGCGGCGAGGCGCUGCCCCUGGUCCGCGCCGCGGCCGAGCUGGCGUGGCUGACCUGCGCCGCCUCGGGCCCAAACGCGGAGGAGCUGUGUCGCAGCGGCGGCCUGGAGGCGCUGGGCGCGCUGUUUGAGCGCUGCGUGGCCGUGACACACGCCGACGCGUCGCCCGUGCGCCCGGAGGCGGUGUGGAGCGCCGAGAUGCGCGCCGAGCUGGAGACGGCGCUGGAAGGCAUGCGCGCCGGCGAGGGGGGCGGGGAUGCCUUCGACCCCGGCGGCGCGCCCGACGACCCAGGCGCCAGCCUGGGGCCGCAGGUCGCGGCCGCCGCGGGGCACACCUACGCUGCGCUGGACCGCCAGCUGCUGGUGGCGGGGGUGUUUGUGCGCGUGUACGUCGCGGCGCCGGGGUCGCGCGUCUCCGACCCCGCCGCCCUCUGCCGUGGCCUGGUCACGCACCUGGCGCGCGCCGACCUGGGUCAAAUGGCAGAGGACGCGCUGCUGUGCCUGCGUGCGCUGCGCCAGCUGCUGGAAGGCGCGGCGCGCCUGCUGGGCGUGCUGUCCACGCGCGCCGCGGUGGAGCCGCUCCUGCGCUGCCUGGCGUUUGGGGUGGACGCCGGGGUCGAAGGGGAGGGGCAUGCCAGGGGGAGCCCCGGGCGCGAGCAUCGGCGCGCCCUCCGGCCCGCCGCCGCCCUGGCGGAGGCGGCACUGGGCGUGCUGGCCACGCUGGCCUCGCACGCGGGCUGCGUGGACGCGCUGGCCUCGGACCGAGCGACGCAGCUGGCGCUGUGGGCCGCGGCCGCGCCGCCCACGCCGGCCUGCCGAGACACCGCGCUGCGCGUGCUGGGCGCACUGGCCAGCGCGCCCGUCGCGGCGUGGGCGGCCGCCACGCGCGGCGGCGCCCUCUUCCUGCUCUCCAUCGUCCUGGAUGGCGGCGCGGAGGCGGGCAAACGCCGCAGCGCCGCCGCGCUGCUGGCCGCGUUCUCCACUCAGCCCACGCACGGCGCUCGAGUGCGGCUGCUGCUGGGCCGCCUGCUCCCUCAGGCCAUCCUCGCCAGCCUGCUGGGUGACCCCGCCGAGCAGGCCCUGGCGACGCUGGAGUCCAGCUGCGAGACCCCCGCCUGCAUCUGGAACCCGGCCAUGCUGGCGAGCGCGAGGAGCGAGGUGGGGCACCUGGUCCGCGCUGCGCGGCGUGCGCAGGCGUUGACGGGGACGCUCGACUGGGCGCCCGAGGAGGGCUAUGCCGUCGGCUACCCCGGGUUGGAGGAUGAGGUGUUUAUCGGCGGUGUCUACGUGCGCCUGUACCUCAAGGAUCCGCAGUACCCGCUCAGGUGCGUGCGGCGCUGGGGCGCCGUGGACAAACUGGCGCGCGCCCUGGACGCGCGUACGCCCGCCCUGGGCGCCCGGCCCGACCUCUUUGCGUUCGACCCCGUGAGAGGCGCGGACGCCGUCUCCGGCGCCAUCCUCCGCCUCCUCCACAGGCUGGUCGCGGGCACGGCCGGGGCGGAGGCCCUGGCGCGGACCCCGGUCCCGGCCUUGCCCCUCCUGCUGAGCGCGCUAGGCGGCGGGGUGGAGGGCCAGGUCCUGGCUCUCGAGACCCUGCUGCGCGCGCUGAGCCCCUCCUCGCGCUCCCGCGACUCCCUGGUGGGGGCAGCCCUGGCACGCGAUCUGCCCCAGACCCUGCUGGCACGCCUGGGGGAGGCACCCCAGCCCGCAGACCAGGACGCGCAAGUGGCUCGCGUGGUGAUCAUCGACGUCCUGCAUGCCCUGGCGAGGCCGGGGCAGCAUGAGGCGACAGUGGCGGCCGUGCUGGAUGCAUCCGCGACGCUGCACACACUACAACGAAGGAGAGUCCAGAACGAGCUCAAGACUCUGCGCCGAGUACCAGCGAUCCUGUGCCGUCACUGA
Messenger RNA from Auxenochlorella protothecoides, 5781 nucleotides. RefSeq names its product DnaJ-like protein subfamily C member 13. The record is from RefSeq and is a predicted model, not a curated record. Gene Ontology annotation, cellular component: endosome membrane. Bases 1 to 5781 code for a protein of 1926 amino acids. Gene Ontology annotation, biological process: endosome organization; receptor-mediated endocytosis; regulation of early endosome to late endosome transport. The transcript has 31 exons. NCBI's taxonomy places the organism in Eukaryota, Viridiplantae, Chlorophyta, Trebouxiophyceae, Chlorellales, Chlorellaceae.